This is a messenger RNA of Osmerus eperlanus (European smelt), 906 nucleotides long. RefSeq names its product OCIA domain containing 2 (gene ociad2). The transcript has 7 exons. Bases 1 to 546 code for a protein of 181 amino acids. The record is from RefSeq and is a predicted model, not a curated record. Gene Ontology annotation, cellular component: mitochondrial inner membrane. NCBI's taxonomy places the organism in Eukaryota, Metazoa, Chordata, Actinopteri, Osmeriformes, Osmeridae.
AUGAGCUAUAAUGAAAUCAAAGACAAAGCGAAAGAUGUAGAGCGAGAGAGGUGGGUGGAGAAAGCAGACAGGACUCCGAAGUUCACUUCAGCUGGACGUAGAUCUGAUCCAAGAGGCAAGGAAACGACUCCAGAGACCAGCCACCAUGAGCUCCGAGGCUGGAGAGAGCGCGGCGACAGCACAGGCGGACAGGAAGCUCUGCCUGCGUCUCUGGGAAGCAUGGCCGUCACUGGAGGACUCCUCUACCAGGGAAUCUGGAACACCUCCAAGAGGUUUGGUCCCUUCCCCAAACUAGCAGUGGCGGGGAUCCUGGGCUAUGCGGUGGGCAAGGCUUCCUACGUCGGAACCUGCAGGGAGAAGUUCCAGAGACUCGGCCCGUUCCCUGGUUCUGAAGACGGCCCAGGGUUCGGCCCAGGGUUCGGCCCAGGGUUCGGAGGUCGUGGUUUUGGCCCCGGCUGGCCAGGACACAGGCGCUGCCCUCAUGUGUGUGAGGAGUGCAAGAAAAAAGAGGCGCCAAGCCCUCCCACAGAAACAGCACAAAGCUAGAGACAUGACAGACUGCUGGAGGACCCCAUAUGAUUCUAAUGUUGUAAUAAACACGUACUGAACCAACACGCCAAUUACAGAUUGCAAAUUUACCAUACUUUCUAUAUGCACCAUUUGUAUGUUUCGAAUAAAAGCUUCAGAAAAAGGAAUAAAAUAUCAAUGUAGAAAUGUUGCUCAUGGUAGCCUGGAAAUGCAUACAUCUGCCACUAGAGGGACUUUCAGGCUACAUCACCCCUUUCUUAUACUUCACUCAGAUCUGCUUUAAAGUAAGUCCUACUCUCUCUGCAUUAAUGCAUCUGUUUUUAAAUAAUUCUUGUUGGCAAAAAAAAAAAAGAACUAUCAGCCUGUAUGAAGAACCUG